GAUAUGUAGCGCCAUCUCCCCUUAUUCUUACCUCCAUGGUCAAAAUUCAGAAAGUAUAUAGCGCUUUAACGUUGCCUACCUUGCUCCUGGUCGGUGGGGAUAUGACGUUGCAAACCGUAAAAACAUUAACGGAACGUUGGAGGGAGCGCACUAUGCAGUUGAUUUCAAAUAGUAAACUUGACAUAAAAGUGAAUUCAGGAGCUGUACGAUUUUUGUUGUUGUGAUUGUUAAGAACAUCGAUACCACUGAAAUACUUCGAAAUGGAGACAGUACAGCGCCUACCUAUGCUGAGUUUUGCUCGAAAAACGAGCCCAGAACCUACUUCAUUUGGUCCUAAACUGAAACAGUACAUCAGAGAUUUCUAUCAUGAAGACCCAGAAUCAUACUCCAAUGAAAUACACACAUUGGAAGGGCUGCGAGCCGCAGCUGUGUGUGCUGUGAAGGAUUUCUCUGGUGUUUCAACACUGACACGAUAUUACUGUCAGCUUCAUUUCUUGCAGAGUAAAUUUCCAAUGUUCAAAGAUGGUGCAGCAGCAGUCUCUUUCACGUGGAGAAAUGUGUAUGGAAGUAUGGUUCAUACUAUAGCUGAUAUUCGGUAUGAAAUUUUAUGCAUCCUCUACAAUAUGGGAGCAUUACACACACAGUUAGGUGCCUUGGAUACCAGAGUAUCAGCUGAUGGUAUAAAAAUGUCCUGUGCCCAUUUUCAGUAUGCAGCCGGUGCAUUUGAGCAUUUAAAAGGCAGCUUCCCCCAGCCAGCAGGAGUGGAUCUGGCUGCAGAUAUUAUGCAGUUUAUGUAUUAUCUAUCACUGGCUCAGGCUCAAGAAUGUGUAUUGCAGAAGAGCAUUAUGGAUAAUAGGAGACCUAUAGUAACAGCAAAAGUGGCUGUUCAGUUAGUAGAUUAUUACAGAUCUGCCCUCAACACAAUUACACAAGGAGGUGCAGAUAACUCUUCCAUUCCAGAAACUGUAGGAUCAAAAAUAUAUGAGAAUUGGAAACGUUAUGUGAAAUUCAAAAUGGUGUACCACACAUGUAUCUCUCUACUGUACCAUGGUCAGCAGGCAGAAGACCAGCAGAAAAUGGGUGAACGAGUUACUUUUUACCAAGCAGCAGCAGAGAAAUUAGAAGAAGCUGUCAGACUUUCAAAAGGAAUGGAUAAUAUUGAGGCAAUAAAUGAAGCCUUAACAUUCACACAUGACGUUGUGGAAGGAAAGAAAAGGGCAGCGAAAAAUGAAAAUGAGAUUAUGUAUCGUGAAGAGGUCCCACCCUUGGACAUUCUUUCAGAGGUUAAAGGUGCACCUCUUGUUAAAGGCAUUAUGUUUAAUGUUAGUGAUCCAGAAGUAGCAGGAUCUGACAUAUUUGCUCGUUUAAUGCCCAUAAAAGCACAUGAAGUAUCUUCAUUAUCCAGUGAAGCGGAAGUGAAACUGUUUGGUACUGUUAUUGAUGAGGAUGACAAAGAAUUGUCUGUAUUGAUGACCUCACUUCAGCUUGACCAUUUGAAGCAGCCUUCAGAGCCAGAAUCACUUUCACAGGAAGCAACAUCAACACACUCAACCUUGUCUGGUGGAACUUCAACAAGUAAUGAAAAGAUGAUAAUAACACAACAGACAGAAGCUGAUCAUUCUGAUCAUGCAAUUAAUGAGGCUAUGGAUUUUUCCAUGUCAAAUUAAAAUUAAAAAUGAAAAACUUAAAAGCCUUUCAAGUUUUUCAUAGGUACGUAAGACUUGAAGUGUAAAUGUGUAUCUUAUAACUUAAUGUGAACAGUAGGAUGCCAGUGGUCGUACGAUGUGUGUGUGUGUGUGUGUGU
Molecule: messenger RNA, 1804 nt
Organism: Schistocerca cancellata (South American locust)
Lineage: Eukaryota; Metazoa; Arthropoda; Insecta; Orthoptera; Acrididae
Product: tyrosine-protein phosphatase non-receptor type 23-like
Exons: 9
Coding region: 261-1667 (468 amino acids)
Biological process (GO): protein transport to vacuole involved in ubiquitin-dependent protein catabolic process via the multivesicular body sorting pathway; endocytic recycling; early endosome to late endosome transport
Cellular component (GO): endosome
Source: RefSeq, a predicted model, not a curated record